Pundamilia nyererei is the source of this 2858-nucleotide messenger RNA. RefSeq names its product fucosyltransferase 8b (alpha (1,6) fucosyltransferase) (gene fut8b). Gene Ontology annotation, molecular function: protein binding; glycoprotein 6-alpha-L-fucosyltransferase activity. The transcript is spliced from 10 exons. Gene Ontology annotation, biological process: protein N-linked glycosylation. NCBI's taxonomy places the organism in Eukaryota, Metazoa, Chordata, Actinopteri, Cichliformes, Cichlidae. The record is from RefSeq and is a predicted model, not a curated record. Gene Ontology annotation, cellular component: Golgi cisterna membrane. Bases 612 to 2363 code for a protein of 583 amino acids.
UUCUCCGAUCUCUGUUGACACCGGCCAUUCAGCAGAUCCCCACAGAGCAGCCUCGACUGCCGGAUUCACAGACCCCAGCUCCCCUCAGUUCCUGUUUCCGCCGCAGCCGUCCUACUCAGUUUUGUGGAGCAACACGUCUCGGCUGUCUGCUGCUUCAGGACCCAGCCUCCGCAGCUCGGGUCGGGUGCCUCUGGAAGCCGGCGUAUCAAGUCAAGGAUGCAACUUGAAUAAAACAUAUCCUGUGGGAGUGGAAGGACACAGAAAGGUGGUGUUGGACGACCUUGUCAACAGGGAUCUGGGUGGAGGAGAGAAGAUACCAAUCAGGCUGUGAAAACUCAGACUUUUGAGCAUAUUAGCCAAUCAUGCUUUAGCACAGAGGAGAGGCUGGUUUAUUGGCGGAGAAGCACCCACUGUAUUUUUACCAAACACUCCUUGGUCAUAAACAGACACAUUUCCCAUCUGUCAUUUCCCAUACCUGCCGAGAUGUCAAUGCCACUGUGGCAUUUGUGGUGACAGAGCACAAAGUGCGUGUGCGCAUCCGGCUGGGAGGCCGGCGGUUCGGUGGGUGUACAGGCACACCUAGAGGCAUUUUUGGGUCGCGUUGCUGAAACAUGCGGCCCUGGGCGGGUUCAUGGCGUUGGAUUACCCUGGUGCUUUUGGCCUGGGGAACACUCCUCUUCUACAUUGGUGGUCACUUGGUGAGGGACAGCGAGCAUCCGGAGCGGUCCAGCCGGGAGCUCUCCAAGAUCUUGGCCAAGUUGGAGCGACUCAAGCAGCAGAACGAGGACCUGCGGCGCAUGGCCGAAUCGCUCAGGAUACCAGAGGGUCAAGCCGAUGCCGGGUCCUUGGCAGCAGGAAGGCUGCGCUCCCUGGAGGACCAACUAACCAGAGCCAAACAGAAGAUCCACAGCUUCCAGAAACUUACUGGAGAUGGUCCCGGGCCCACUCAGGAGGAGCUGCGGCGGAGGGUGGAGAAUGGGGUUAAGGAGUUCUGGUACUUUGUCCGCAGCGAGGUGAAGAAACUGGCCAAUGUUGAGCCCAGCGAGAGGCAGAAGUACGCUGACACACUCCUGCAGGACCUGGGACACCAGGAGAGGUCCAUCAUGACAGACUUGUACUACCUCAGCCAGGCAGAUGGAAUUGGUGAAUGGAGAAUGAAGGAGGCUAAAGACCUGUCGGAUCUAGUCCAAAACAGAAUCACCUAUCUACAGAACCCCCCAGACUGCAGUAAGGCGAGAAAGCUGGUGUGUAACAUCAAUAAGGGCUGUGGUUACGGCUGCCAGCUCCACCAUGUCGUCUACUGCUUCAUGAUCGCUUAUGGCACCCAGCGCACGCUCAUUCUGGAGUCUCACAACUGGCGCUAUGCUCCCGGCGGCUGGGAAACAGUCUUUCUGCCCGUCAGUAACACCUGCACUGACCGCUCUGGGGCCACCACUGGACACUGGUCAGGUGAGGCCCAUGAUAAGGACGUCCAAGUUGUGGAGCUGCCCAUAGUGGACAGUCUCCACCCUCGCCCUCCAUACCUGCCCCUUGCGAUCCCCGAGGACCUGGCCCCACGCUUGCAGCGUCUGCACGGCGACCCGUCUGUAUGGUGGGUGUCCCAGUUUGUCAAGUACCUGGUGCGUCCUCAGGCGUGGCUUGAGAAGGAGAUCCAGCAGACCACUGCCAAGCUGGGCUUCAAACACCCCAUAAUUGGAGUCCAUGUGAGGAGGACAGAUAAAGUGGGGACUGAGGCAGCCUUCCACCCCAUAGAGGAGUACAUGCUGCAUGUGGAGGAGCAGUUCCAACAUCUGGCCAGGCGUGUUCAUGUCGACAAGAAACGGGUUUACCUAGCUACCGAUGACCCAUCUUUGCUGCAAGAAGCUAAGACCAAGUACCCAGACUAUGAGUUCAUUAGCGAUAACUCCAUCUCGUGGUCGGCCGGCCUCCACAACCGCUACACCGAGAACUCUCUUAGAGGAGUCAUUCUUGACAUCCACUUCCUCUCCCAAACCGACUUCUUGGUCUGCACUUUCUCUUCGCAGGUCUGCCGUGUGGCUUAUGAGAUUAUGCAGACACUGCAUCCAGACGCCUCCUCCUUCUUCUACUCUCUGGAUGACAUCUACUACUUCGGAGGUCAAAACGCCCACAAUCAGAUUGCCGUCUACCCCCACCAGCCCCGCAAUAGCGAGGACAUUCCCCUGGAGCCCGGCGACGUGAUCGGCGUGGCCGGGAACCACUGGGACGGCUACUCCAAAGGCAUCAACCGCAAACUGGGCCGCACCGGCCUCUACCCUUCCUACAAGGUCAGAGAGAAAAUCGAGACCGUGAAGUACCCGACGUACCCUGAGGCAGACAAACUGCUCAACUCUCAAAAUAAGUAAAAGAAGAAAUGAUUGAAAAAAAAUUAAGAGAAGGAGUGAGGAAAAAAAACAUGUAGUCUCCGAUUCCAGAGAAGGAGGCUGCUUUUGUACAGAAGAGAGAGGCGUACUUAGUGCGCUAAGCUGAGAAGAAAAGAGGAAGCCUGUACCCAGGGGUGAUAGGAAUGCGAAUGCACUCUGUGUGUUAAUGCGUGAGCGUGAAUGUGUGUGUAUGUGGGAGAGAACGCGUGUGCGCACUUGUGUAAAUGCCUGUGCAUAUGUCAGGUCAUGGAAGACUUGCACCCUACCACUACUCCCCCGCCUGACGUUCUGAUAUCGGGUCCGUAGACAUUUAGACGUGAACAUUGAUUUUAAAUAAAGCAAGAAAACAAUUAAAAAUCUACACAACCGACCGAGCUGUCUCUCUCCCGAGACGGCGCCGGGACUACUGUAGAGUGAGCUUCGAAUCAAUGACUGAGGAGGAAAAAAAUGACAAACUGGAAAAGAAGUGUUUUGAUU